Aspergillus vadensis CBS 113365 is the source of this 1109-nucleotide messenger RNA. RefSeq lists its product as uncharacterized. NCBI's taxonomy places the organism in Eukaryota, Fungi, Ascomycota, Eurotiomycetes, Eurotiales, Aspergillaceae. Bases 282 to 1109 code for a protein of 275 amino acids. The record is from RefSeq and is a predicted model, not a curated record. The transcript has 2 exons.
GCUUGAGAAGAGAAGGAUAUCUUCUUAUUUUAUUAUAUACUUGCUAAUUUUGUUUUGAGUCCUCUUUCUCCAAUAUUCUUCAUCCGAAUCUCUUGAACUCGAAAAUCCCUCACAUAGCGAACAAACUCUUGUCCUCUUAAUCCAAGAAUUGGUCUUAACUCCUCUAGCUGUGCCUUCGACCCAUCUUGCACUACCCAGUUUCCCUGAAGCUCGCAGUUAUUACUUCAGUGUUACGCUUUUCUGGCAAUGCUUCCUUUUAUACACGAGUUUAUCCCUUAAACAUGUCGUUGGACCUUGCUAAGUGGGAGCUCCCUGGAGACAGCCCAAGCCAACAAGUGCCAGUAGUACUCCUCCUAGCUGCGGCUUUGCUCGGGCUCCUUCUAGCCGUAUAUACCCACGCGUAUGUCUUCGCAACACUGAUCGCGACUCAAACACCCAAUCCUAGAUUGAACUCCUCACUCUCGCGCCGGCAUUUCAGAGGUCUUUCCAUCUUCGUCUUCCAUCGGCUGGCCAAGAUCUAUGUGAUUUCUAUGUUCCCUAUGAAGGAAUUCAGUCCACUGAAGUGCGGCUUGCUCAGCUUCACAGCCGAAUUGCUACUUUCAUACCUGAGAGUAGCCAAUGUGCUCACAAUCUUGCGUCAACAUUCGAAAACACUUCCUCACUCACGUUACAUUCCAACGUGGUCAAUGUGGUCGAAGGCCUUCACAUCUAUCUUAUUGUAUAGCACUGCCUCAAGUAUAUGCUUUUAUCUACCUACUUACUUGAUUCAGCUGGCGGGUUCUUUGAAUGAGCGGCUGGGGGUCUCAGAAACGGUGCAGUUCAUCAGUCUUCUGGGCACUAUUGUGGUUCUUUACUUUGGGAUGGUGGUUCCUACAUAUGCAAUUUUUAUUCGAGUCACCGCCUCUGCCCAAAGAGGUGAGUCGAUGACUAUCAGAGGCGCCUGGCAAGGGUUCCCGUGGUCAUCUCGGGUACACUUUUUCAAGUUACUUGGCGAGGUUCUAUUCCUGGAAGCAGGUGUCACCGUCGUUCUGGUCUUGUCUGUGCUCGGUUUGUGUCAUCCUACUGUGCAUGAUGAUGUCUUUCAAUUAUUUGUCAAAUACUUUGGCUAG